This is a messenger RNA of Cryphonectria parasitica EP155, 1188 nucleotides long. RefSeq lists its product as uncharacterized. NCBI's taxonomy places the organism in Eukaryota, Fungi, Ascomycota, Sordariomycetes, Diaporthales, Cryphonectriaceae. The coding region runs from base 1 to 1188 and encodes 395 amino acids. The record is from RefSeq and is a predicted model, not a curated record. The transcript has 2 exons.
AUGAUGGGCAGACUUCUUGUCCUAACCGGUGCUCCAGAAUCGGAACGGCUUGACUGGUCUUCAUCGGGCCUCCUCUCUACCUUCCAGCCUGCCGUGGCCCGCUUUGCUUUCCUCCGCCGCCCCCACCAUCACCCGGAGCUGCAACCCACACCGCAUGACCGACAGGACAUAUCCGCCCUCGACCUGGCAGCCUGGCGCUCCCUGGCCCUCUAUCGCCCACAGAUCCCCACGGGUUUCUCUCAGCGUGCAGGUGUGUUUCCCAACAGCGCCGACUUCCUCACUACAGCCAGUAUCUCGUCGUCCUCAGACGCCUCCCGAGACGGUGACACCGGCGGCGGAGACGGGGAGGAGGAGGCAGGCGGUAGCAGGCUGCUCGUUGAGUUCUACGAGCACUCCCUUGCGGUGCAUCACAACCACUGCUCAUCCCAGCUCGUGCCCGGGCCAGAGAGCCAGCAACAGGCGGCAGCCUCUCAGCUGUCCGAAGAUACCACGACCAUCGCGGAGGGGACGACGGUGUUGAAGACGCCACUACCGAGGCGCCGUGGCACAGAUCACCUCUCGGACCUGGAGGACAUCCCGCCGGCUUCCUACCUCACUUCCAUUGCGCCUCAGACGAUGACGGUCACGCUCAUCGUGGGUAUCAUCAGCAUCGCCCCGCCGCGGACCGUGGAGACGCGCUACGGGGCCACUAGGGCACUCGUUGAGGUCCUGGUGGGCGACGACACCAAGUCCGGCUUUGCCGUGACCUUCUGGCUGUCCGAGGCCGACGCGAGGGCAGGCACGGGCGGCGUGUUGCCGCGUGGCCUGCGUGCGCAAGACGUCGUGCUCAUGCAGAACGUUGCCCUGAACGUGUUCCGGAAGAAGGUAUACGGUGGUAGCCUGCGGCGCGACAUGACGAGCGUGCAUCUGCUCCACAGAGUGCGGACGGUUGUUGAUGAUGAUGAGGAUGAUACAGGCGGGUAUUACUCCAAAGUUGAUCUGGCAAAGGCUGGGAGGAGCACGAAGAAGCAGCAGGACCCACAGCUAGAGAAGACCAGAAGAGUAAGAGACUGGGUUAUGAAGUUUGUAGGUGGUGGUGAUGUGGGAGGCGAGCCGAAGACGACAAGGUCUACCACCACUGCCAGGGGCAAGAAGAGGGCGGCAACUCCAAGAAAUUGGAAUCAGCCGCCACCAUUGGAUUCUCAGUAA